AAAGCGUAUGAGUCCGAAGACAGAAUUGAUGAUACUAUUCGAAGUAAGCUUUUUCUACCACACUUGAUAAAAUUCAGCGAAACCCAGCAGAUUACCUAUGAAGAAAUUCAAGAAGAAACGAGUUUUAUGAUUACAGCAGCAAGCGAAACGACAGCAGUCACAGUCAACACUGUAUUAACGAUGUUAGGAAUCUAUCCAGACAUUCAAGAAAAAGUUUACCAGGAACUCGUUUCAGUUCUGCCACUCAUAGAAAAAGAUCCGACUUUGGAAGAUAUCAGUCGUCUGGAUUAUCUAGACCGCGUGAUAAAAGAAACUUUGAGAUUAUAUCCUGCAGUUCCUAUCACUUUGCGAUACGCCGACGAAGACAUUAAUUGCGAUCCUUAUGUUUUCCCUGCCGGGUCUAACCUCAUUAUUCCUAUAGUACUAUUGCACAAGGAUCCGGAUGUGUGGCCUGAACCGGAAAAAUUUGAUCCAGAUCGGUUUCUCCCGGAUGAAGUUGCAAAAAGGCAUCGUUGUUCUUACAUUCCUUUCAGUUUUGGUGCCAGAAAUUGUAUAGGUUUCAGGUAUGGGAUGAUGUCGGUAACAGCAAUGCUUGCGACGAUCCUGAGACGCUUCAAGGUACAAACUCCUGAUUUGAAGUCAUUGAAGGACAUUGAGUGGGAGUAUCUCAUCAUCCUGAAGCCAAAAUAUAGUCGUUUUCUUUUCGAGAAAAGAACAUGUUGAUAUCGUAGUUUUCCAAAAAAGCGGGGUUAUUUAGUGUAUGAAUUUUCAGGAAAUAAGAACGGUUUUU
Molecule: messenger RNA, 790 nt
Organism: Zophobas morio
Lineage: Eukaryota; Metazoa; Arthropoda; Insecta; Coleoptera; Tenebrionidae
Product: cytochrome P450 4C1-like
Exons: 4
Coding region: 127-723 (198 amino acids)
Molecular function (GO): iron ion binding; monooxygenase activity; oxidoreductase activity, acting on paired donors, with incorporation or reduction of molecular oxygen
Source: RefSeq, a predicted model, not a curated record